Molecule: messenger RNA, 4807 nt
Organism: Melanotaenia boesemani (Boeseman's rainbowfish)
Lineage: Eukaryota; Metazoa; Chordata; Actinopteri; Atheriniformes; Melanotaeniidae
Gene: prkd3
Product: protein kinase D3
Exons: 19
Coding region: 743-3418 (891 amino acids)
Biological process (GO): protein phosphorylation
Molecular function (GO): ATP binding; protein serine/threonine kinase activity
Source: RefSeq, a predicted model, not a curated record
CAUAUGGAAAAGCAGUUAUGCGGAGAUUAAAAAAAGACUCCAAACCCCAGCGGCGACCGCUUCUCUUUUUCUCUUGAAGCAGGGGGAGUAGUCACAGCUGGAAGGAUAAUAAGAUGCGCAUGAAUUUACAAUCUGGAAUUAAAAGAUAAGAUCAUUUAAAUGGACGGCACGGUUCGUCUCAGCGAGGCUGUUCGCAAAACUUAAGCGGGUAUUUAUCGAGUUUAUUUGGCGACAGCGUUGUAUUCUUUUCCCGGGCGACUUCCAUAAAGCGCAGAAGAAUAGAAAACUUCAGGCGCCGCUUCCCCCAGUUGAUGGAGUUGAAAAGUUUCAUCUUCAGUCCUCUCACAAUGGAAAGAAAAGCGCCUUUCGCUGGGAGUAAAGGCUUCCUGUGGUCAGAGUGGAUUACUGACUUUAGUAAAGAGAAGGAACAAAACUCCAGGAUAUGAAUCUGUUGCAGUGAUUUUAACUGCAGAAGUCUGCGGAUUGUUCAGACUUUUUUCUCCAUCAUCGGCCCAUCCAGGGAAUGAUGCAUGACCUCAGGUGGGUGGGUGGGACACUGUCAUCCUCAUUUGAGACAGCGAGAGAGAGAGUACUGCUUAAAUAAACUAACUACUGCUGAUGAGGACUGAAUAUUCCCCCUACAACAAGUCCAUCCACAAAGACCAAGCAGUGUUUUUUUUCUGCUAGCUUUUACUGCAUUUUCCACUAUUCAGUCUUUCACGUCGCAACUGGAAGAAACCCAAUGUCUGCCUCCUCUCCCCCGUCCUUACCUCGAGCCUUCCUCCACUCUCUCCAUCCGCACCACCCGCCCUCACCAUCUGCCCUGUUACCUAGCCCGCCUGGACAGAUCUACACACGGCUGUCCAACGGCAGUCACAGCGCCCCCAGUCCCACCAACUCCCGCAGCUCUUUCCAUGGGGUGUCCUUCCUGCUGCAGAUUGGACUGACCAGAGAGACAGUUAACCUGGAGGCCAGUGACCUCUCGCUGUCAGCCGUCAAAGACCUGGUGUGCUCCAUAGUUGAUCAGAAGUUUCCAGAGUGUGGCUUCUUUGGCAUGUACGACAAAAUCCUGCUGUUCCGGCAUAACUUAAAUGAUGAGAACAUCCUGCAGAGGCUGACCUCAGUAGAAGACAUCCAUGAAGGGGACCUCAUUGAGGUGGUGCUCUCUGCUCAAGCCACAGUUGAGGACUUCCAGAUCCGACCCCAUGCCCUCUACGUUCACUCCUACAAGGCCCCCACCUUCUGCGACUACUGUGGGGAGAUGCUGUGGGGCCUUGUCCGGCAGGGGCUCAAAUGUGAAGGAUGUGGGCUGAACUACCACAAGCGUUGUGCCUUCAAGAUCCCAAAUAACUGCACUGGUGUAAGGAAGAGAAGGUUGUCCAAUGUCUCACUGCCAGGACCGUCUCUCUCAGUCCCACGACCGUUACCUGCUGAAAAUGCAGUGGUUGUCCCAGAUGAGCAACAGCGAUCCCAUCAAGAGGCAGGGAAGCGCAUCCUGUCUUGGAGCGGAAGGCCCAUCUGGAUGGAUAGGAUGGAAAAGUUAAAAGUUAAAGUGCCACACACCUUCGCCAUUCACACCUACACUCGACCCACAAUCUGCCAGUACUGCAAACGUCUGCUCAAGGGUCUCUUUCGCCAAGGCAUGCAGUGUAAAGAUUGCAGAUUUAAUUGCCAUAAGCGGUGUGCUUCAAAGGUACCAAGAGACUGUUUAGGGGAGGUGGACUUUAAUGGAGAGCCAGCCAGCCCUGGGCCAGACUCAGACACUACCAUGGAUACGAUGGAGGUAGACAGCAGUGAUAUGGAUGGUGGCAGAGGACUGGAUGAUCCAGAGGAACCAUCCACCCCAGACGGGAUGUUCGUCAUGGAUUCUCCCUUCAUUGAUAGAGAAAAGGAUGAAGAGCCCAUAAAGACUAUUAGCCCUUCUACCAGCAGCAACAUCCCUCUGAUGCGGGUGGUCCAGUCCAUCAAACACACCAAGAGGCGGAGCUCCACUGUGGUGAAGGAGGGCUGGAUGGUUCAUUAUACAAGCAGGGACAACCUGCGGAAGAGACAUUAUUGGAGGCUGGACAGCAAGAGUCUGAGUCUCUUCCAGAAUGACACUGGAGCCAAGUUCUACAAAGAAAUCCCUCUGUCUGAGAUCCUCCAGGUAGAACCGUUCAGAGACUUCAGUAACCUGGCGCAGGGCAGCAAUCCUCACUGCUUUGAGAUUAUCACAGCCACCAUGGUCUACUAUGUAGGGGAGAAUAACGGCAGUCACUACCAUAGCCCUGCUCUGGCUGCCUCUGGAGUUGGCAUGGAGGUGGCCCAAGGCUGGGAGAAGGCCAUCAGACAGGCCCUGAUGCCUGUCACCCCUCAGCCUAGUGUGGCCACUGCUGUUGGUCAGGGCAAAGAUCACAAAGAGCUGUCCAUCAGCAUAUCUGUGUCCAACUGCCAGAUCCAGGAGAAUGUGGAUAUUGCCUCGGUGUACCAAAUAUUCUCUGAUGAAGUGCUGGGAUCGGGCCAGUUUGGCAUUGUGUAUGGAGGCAAACACAGAAAGAGCGGCAGAGAUGUGGCCAUUAAGGUUAUAGACAAGAUGAGAUUUCCUACCAAGCAGGAGAGCCAGCUAAGGAAUGAGGUGGCCAUUUUACAGAAUCUGCAUCAUCCGGGUAUCGUUAAUCUUGAGUGUAUGUUUGAGACACCAGAGCGGGUGUUUGUUGUCAUGGAGAAGCUGCACGGCGACAUGCUGGAGAUGAUCCUGUCCAGCGAGAAGAGCAAACUACCUGAACGAAUCACCAAGUUCCUAGUUACACAGAUUCUGGUGGCCUUGAGACAUCUGCACUUCAAAAACAUUGUUCACUGUGACUUGAAGCCUGAGAACGUGCUUCUGGCUUCUGCUGAGCCUUUUCCUCAGGUAAAACUGUGUGACUUUGGCUUUGCCCGUAUCAUUGGUGAAAAGUCAUUCCGGCGGUCGGUUGUGGGCACCCCAGCUUACCUGGCCCCUGAAGUUCUGCGCAGUAAAGGCUACAACCGCUCUCUAGACAUGUGGUCAGUGGGAGUCAUUGUGUAUGUCAGCUUGAGUGGGACCUUCCCUUUUAAUGAAGACGAGGACAUUAAUGAUCAGAUCCAGAAUGCUGCUUUCAUGUACCCCCCAACACCCUGGAAGGACAUCUCUGCAGAGGCCACAGAUCUGAUCAACAAUCUUCUCCAAGUCAAAAUGAGGAAGAGGUAUAGUGUGGACAAGUGUCUCAGUCAUCCCUGGUUACAGGACUAUCAGACAUGGCUGGACCUGAGGGAGUUUGAGACGCGGCGAGGUGAGCGCUACAUCACCCAUGAAAGCGAUGAUGCACGUUGGGAGGAGUAUGCGGAUGAGCACAGUCUUGUUUACCCCAAACAUUUUAUCAUGGCUCCCAACCUAGAUGACAUGGAGGAGGACCCCUAGUGGCGCAGGGGGAAUUACUACAUCUCUUGUAAUGAAGAUGGGGAUUAUGACACAGACUUUUUCCAGAACUCUUUGUUGUGGCAGUGGAGGGAAGCCAGUCAGGUGGAGAAUUGCCCCCCAGAGGAUUUAAAAGUGGGGAAAAAAACCCAACAGAUUUAGUAGCGUAAUGCACUGCAGCAAUAAGCAGGAGGAGAUUACCGUCACAAGAACGCAUUAAGAGACUCUCAGGAGAGUUGAGCGUCCUUUCUUCCUCUAAAGAACAAAGACAUUCCAUGGAUUUGCUUUAGUUUUAUUCAUUUUUGAGAACAGUUGUAACACAAAAGUUGAACCUGAGAGCGAAUAGUUUUAAACAUAAUUUUGGGCAACUUUGUGUGAUAAUGUUCUUGAUGUAAGAGAGGAGAUGAGUGAAAAAGAAAAGCUUGCACCAGGAGUAAAGGGCACUUUUCACAAGGGAUAUACAGUCUGAGAAUUAAACACGAGUUUAUUCUCAUUACCGAACUGUUUGUGAGACUGUCCUCCGGCAUGAACUGGAAAUAUCACAUGCAUAUGUAGUUUUUUUUAUGUAUUUAGUAAUUGUGGUAAGUCUUUGCACUAUAUAACUAUUAAAUAUAGCAAUUGAAUAGGAACACUAUUCGCUGCUACAGAGAGCAAACAGUUCUUACAUUUCCACUGUUGGUGCAAAGUGUGAUAAUCUAUAGAAAAUGUAUGCAGCUCACAGUAUUAGCUGCAAGUAUUUUAAACCAACAUGUUAAGUUUGAUCUAUUAGUGGCAGCUAAUAGUGGGUAAGUUUGAUCAGCUAUCCCCUGGAGAAAGAGACCCAUAAAUAUGUUAAGAAAUGUUGAAAACUGUUGUCUUUAUUCAAGAUUGUGAAUUUCUUGUGAAGACCAUCAUCCUGAACUUAGUAAAUCCUACGAUGAAGCUAAUAUACUUCUUCACCAUGAGGUUAAAACAAGCGAUGGACUCUUGAUCUAUAGCAUCAUGUUUCCAUGUCCCCUUUUUGUAUUUUUGCAGUUUUCUUGAAUGUGACCUUUAAAGCACUCCAGUUCUGGAAAGAGUGUUUUGAUGCUCUGCAGGUAUCUGAAAUGUUGUGUUGCCGGAGUGGCAAGUCUGGGUUGUACAUCAAAUGAAAUAAUGUUUGAUUCUUCAUGACAUUUCAUGAUUUUGUCUGUCUACAAAAGACAAAAUUAAAACUGGGUAUAAUGAUAGUUUGAUUCACAUGGGAGUUCAUAGUACUACAAUUGUGUACUUUGCUCUGUUUGUGUGUUUUGGGAGAAUGUUUCUGUUUCCUGUUUUUAUUUUCCUGUCUUUGUUGCCGCUGGAUUGGCAGGUGUCAGUGUUUUGUAUAUUUCAGUACAUACAAAUGAAAUUAAAGCUGAACAGUAAAUGAAA